This is a messenger RNA of Suillus discolor, 816 nucleotides long. RefSeq lists its product as uncharacterized. Bases 1 to 816 code for a protein of 271 amino acids. NCBI's taxonomy places the organism in Eukaryota, Fungi, Basidiomycota, Agaricomycetes, Boletales, Suillaceae. The record is from RefSeq and is a predicted model, not a curated record. The transcript is spliced from 6 exons.
AUGACCGGCGGACUGAACCGAAUAGAAGGCUCCUUGAAACUGGGAGACUAUGGAUGCAACUAUCACAUCGAUAACUCAACUGUUCCCGGCUUUCGCAGACGGGAGGACUGGUCAAGUAGUUCAAGUCAGAUCGAAGUUCAGUGUGAACUGAGCACAGGUGUCAAAUGCCGAAAAGUUGCCACCCCCGCAAGUGCUAAUCGGCCUCAAAGCAAUGAUGAGGUGUCUGUUACACAUUUUGAUGGGGUAAGGUGUAUAGUUAGCUUGUGCACCAGUGAUAGAAGGAUAAACGAUACCAGAGAUGUGAUGGCAAAGAUCGAAGACACCAGCUACAAGUCCAUGACGUUAGGAAACGCCCGUGUCAUCCCUGCACCGAAGAACAAGAACGACUUUGAAAGCGACGAUGUAAGAAAUUGUGUGCUCCUUCGGUGGAGGACGAUCGAUGAUCGAAGUAUUGCCGGUGCCGGAUGCACCCAUCACAGAAUUGCGCCGAGAUAUCAAACCGAGAUAAUUGACCUGCGGGAGAGGAGCACUCCUGUGUCUCUCGCAGAAUCCGGUGCACAGAAAGGACGAGUGGACAUGAUGUUGGCAAUGGAGCAGAGACUGGGAGAUCUGGGAUGUGCGGUGACUGUAACUCCAUGUUCGGCGCCUCGACGAUACUGCUACCCCCUUGAUCCAUCGUUCAUCCGUGCCGCUCGUCAUGAUGAUCUUGGUCAAUUAGGAUCUAAUCUCGUCAUCCACUCGGUGAAAUUCACAUUCUAUGAUCGCACCAAAAUUUUCAAAGUCUACCGCAGGAACAUCCCUGUCCGUCAAACUUGA